Messenger RNA from Ilex paraguariensis (yerba mate), 1218 nucleotides. Lineage: Eukaryota; Viridiplantae; Streptophyta; Magnoliopsida; Aquifoliales; Aquifoliaceae. The record is from the annotation of a GenBank genome assembly.
AUGGAUGAAAGACCAUCUGGAGACCGCCUCAAGCGUCCUCUCGUAGAAGACGAUGACUCCGACAAACCCCCUGCGCAAAAAAGAAUAAGAUAUCCAAAAGGUAAAAAAGUGAAGGAAGGGAAUUCUGUGGUCGAUCUGCGCCAAAAUCCCCAAGAUGUUCCAAGUGGGUGGAGAGAUCCUCGUCUUGCUGCCAAAGAGCGUGCAAUGCAGCGGAAUCGGAUUACUGCUGAACUCCUCAGCGAAGAAAAUAGAGGAAUGAUUCAUGACAUAUCACAAGCAGAAGAGCAUUACGAGGAGACCCUUUGGGCUCUUGCCUCGUCAACUGAGCAAUUUUUGAAAAUGCCUAGUGCAAUCAGAUGGAGUGGCACCUGUGAUGGCGAGAUAUUUGUUCAGGACGGGGUUCAGGUGGAACCUUUCAAUCUGACAAAAGAGAGGGAAGAAGGUUACUUCGAUGCAGAUGGAAAUUAUGUUGAAUACCUCAAUGAUAAUGAUAUCAAGGAUGCAUGGCUUGACAAUGUGGAUGUCGAUACAAAAUUUGCUGAAAGAAGCUCUACAGUAACAAAUGAUGAAGAUGGAACCCCCGACCUUUCAUCUGAACAAAUUGGAAAGAUGAAGAGGCGCAUUGCUGAUGUCCUUGAGCCUGGAGAAACGGUUUUACAAGCUUUGAGGAGAUUGAAAGGAACCACGAAUAGUAGGAAGGAAAAGAUGUCGCCAGAAACAAAACUUCUUUUUGAUCAGCUGACUGAAGAUGCCAUGAAGCUGAUGGAGAAUGAAGGAUAUGAAAGGUUAGCCCAGGCAAGGGGGCAGGGUACCUCCACUAGUGCCGGUCAAGAAAAUUUGGAUUAUACUGUGUCCCAGGACUUUGUUCCUAAUGGAAAGGAUACGGAAAGUGUCUCUUCUGUUACAGCUGUGGGUCCUUCAAACUUGAAUGUUUCUACUGAUGCAAGCAAUGAUGAUGCAUUGGAUAUGUUUGCAGAAGAUGAUGAAAAUGCUACUGCCAAUCCAUCUUUCGAUGGGAGUGCCUUUCCUGGUGGGAAUUUGCAGAAUGAUUAUGUGUAUGAUGAGUCCUCUGGUUACUACUACAGCAGCAGUUUGGGUUAUUACUAUGAUCCCUCUUCAGGAUUGUAUUGUUGCGCUGCAUCUGGACAAUGGUACUCGUAUAAUGAGGAGACAGGCGCAUAUGAUGAAAUUCAGGAGGCUGCAUCCAUCGCGAGCUGA